AUGCGGUUAUCCAUUGGCAUUACACUCGCUCGUUUUGCCCCCAGCAGGGUCCAUUUGUACUUUCUCUACGGUACCAUCGCCUUGUCUACCGUGGCGGGUGUUUUUGCAUUCUUCUUCGCCACGUUUCGGUGUUCACCCGUUUCCUACUAUUGGGACAAAACGUCAGGCCAAGGGAUAUGCCACAAUGAGAUUGAGGUCAGGGUCAUCUACUUCUAUAGCGUGAUAGAAGCCGUGUUUGACCUUGCUAUCGGCAUUCUACCUGCGCUCUUCAUCAACCAUCUCGAGCUGAAUCGCCGCACCAAGUUUGCAAUUGCUGGCCUUCUUGGACUUGGCUGCCUGGCAUUUGCAGCUGUCAUCGCUCGAAUUCCCUUCACUCAUCUAAUGACAGAGGCCAGCUUUCUGUACGAAACAACUAUAGUCGCAGUAACUUCCGACGUGGAAACCGGGAUAGGCAUCAUAGCAGGGAGCUUUAUGGUCAUGCGACCCGCCUUCUCCAUGUUCACCAAGUCCAAGACAAAGGAAAUCGCAAAAGGCCAUGUGAGCCCUUACCGCGGCUCUCAAACGUCGGACGACACCUUGAGAGCAGACUCCUGCUGA
This is a messenger RNA of Aspergillus bombycis, 597 nucleotides long. RefSeq lists its product as uncharacterized. The record is from RefSeq and is a predicted model, not a curated record. Lineage: Eukaryota; Fungi; Ascomycota; Eurotiomycetes; Eurotiales; Aspergillaceae. The coding region runs from base 1 to 597 and encodes 198 amino acids. The transcript is spliced from 3 exons.